This is a messenger RNA of Trifolium pratense (red clover), 836 nucleotides long. RefSeq names its product keratin, type I cytoskeletal 10-like. Bases 226 to 708 code for a protein of 160 amino acids. The record is from RefSeq and is a predicted model, not a curated record. Lineage: Eukaryota; Viridiplantae; Streptophyta; Magnoliopsida; Fabales; Fabaceae. The transcript is spliced from 2 exons.
CUUCUUUUCUCAUCUUUAAAAUACACCGAAAUUUAACAAUUCAUAUUCUAUAUUUCCAUUCAAAAAGAAAAAUCAUAUUCUAUUUUCUUAGUUUACUGAAACAAGCCAAACACGUCUUUAGAUAACUAACAAUCUCCUUUACCUUAACCAACACUACACUUCAUAAUCUGUUUAACACAAAUCUUGAAAUUGUUCAAAGAAAAUACAAAGAUCUCAAAUCCUAACAUGAAGUUCAUAUUACUUUUAUUGUUCCUAGUAAUCAUUUCAGGUGUUCAAGCAAUAUCUAAUCAAGAUUUCAAUAUGAAUUUCACUUCUGAAGAUACAAGCAUGAAUCAAAGCUAUGAGCAACCACAUGAGCUUAAUGGGAACUUGGAUGGAAAAGGAAACCUAGAAGUCUCUACAAGGUUGAAUCACAAAGUUGUGCUUAUGGAAAAUAAUAAUGAGAACAAACAUGAACUAUCUGUUACUAUAAGAAGAGGAGGAGGAGGGAGGGGAGGAGGAGGAAAGGGAGGGGGAGGAAGUGGAAGGGGAGGAGGAAGAGGCAGAGCAGCGGGCGGAGGAGCGGCUGCUGGAAUUAUCGGUGCUGGAGUUAUUGGCGGUUCAACCUAUCGCGGGACUCAUCACUCAAACAGUUCUGCAACUUUGUUAUCUGCAGGGCCUCAUGUUUGUGUCUCAACACUUAUUUUAUGUUUGAGUUUUUGGCUUUAAUCACGUUGUUUCACUUCCACUAGUUAAGUAUUUUGUGUUGAUUUUGUUUAGAACAAUAGCAAUCUUUUCUUUAUUACUACUAAAUAUAUAUUUUGGCCACAAUUAAGAACAUGUUUGCUUGUUGAUUA